Helianthus annuus (common sunflower) is the source of this 1014-nucleotide messenger RNA. Its product is annotated as B3 domain-containing protein At4g34400-like. Gene Ontology annotation, molecular function: DNA binding. NCBI's taxonomy places the organism in Eukaryota, Viridiplantae, Streptophyta, Magnoliopsida, Asterales, Asteraceae. The coding region runs from base 1 to 1014 and encodes 337 amino acids. The transcript is spliced from 6 exons. The record is from RefSeq and is a predicted model, not a curated record.
AUGAAUUCAUCAUGCGUAACUGUGUUAGAUGAGGAUUCUUCAUUAAAACUGGUGAUUCCAGAAGCGUAUGUCAUAAAAUGUUACUCUUACACACCAGUCAAUGAUUAUUAUAACAUAUUUGCAGCAGGUCAGAUUUGGAAAGUUAAGACGGAGAAAAUAAAUGAUAAUUAUGUUUUUACAAAAGGUUGUCCGAAGUUAUUUCAUGAUCUUGCGAUAGAAGAUGAUGAUAUACUGUUGUUGAUGAAGAUGGAUAGCAACACAUUUGAGUUAAAAAUUUAUGGUCGAGGAGUUGAGGUUGUUUUGACCAACAAAGAUGAAAGUGAAGAUGAGUCUCUACUAGAAAUACCUAAAGACACAUACUACAAAAACGUUCAGUUUAUUAAUGAAGGUAGUAAAAAAGAGGAGGUGAAUAAAAACAUUGCUGGAAAAGAAAAGUCGAAGGAAGAAACAAAGAUUUCGUUGAGAGAAGAGACAAACCAACCAACAAAUGAUGAUGUUAAGAAGAAAGGAAAACAGGUUGAGGCAUAUUGUCAUGCGGAGGACAGUAAGGAGCUGAUAUGCGGGACAUAUGUUGAAAUACCAAACGUCUCAACAGUUGGAGAGAGAACUCGGAACCGGUUGGUAAACGAAAAAAGAAAGAGAAAUGAUCAUGCUUUGAAGAUAUUGGAUGUUGAACGAAAAGUUGUUGCAAGGAAAAAUACUGUUGAGGAAAGUGGUAAAUAUGAAUUCACAACCAAAGGAGAAAACCGCAUGAGAAUGCUUGCUAAUGUUGUAAGAUUUGCCGGAUUCAGAAAUAAAGUGCAUGAGUUAAAUGUGACAAACAUGAAUGGAAAAACCAUCGACAUGAAUCUUAGACGCCAGAAGAAUGGAGAUGGUGUAAGGUAUGCAAUCGAAGGUUGGCCGAUGUUCAUGAAGGAGAAUGGCCUUCGUUUGGGUGACACAAUGCAUUUCACAUAUAUAAGUUCAGGAAAUCUCCUGAUCUUAUCACAAGUGGAUGGGGUUAAUGCAGGUUAA